Ctenocephalides felis (cat flea) is the source of this 2925-nucleotide messenger RNA. RefSeq names its product DNA-dependent protein kinase catalytic subunit-like. The coding region runs from base 1 to 2910 and encodes 969 amino acids. Gene Ontology annotation, cellular component: nucleus. Gene Ontology annotation, biological process: double-strand break repair; telomere maintenance; intrinsic apoptotic signaling pathway in response to DNA damage. The transcript is spliced from 16 exons. The record is from RefSeq and is a predicted model, not a curated record. NCBI's taxonomy places the organism in Eukaryota, Metazoa, Arthropoda, Insecta, Siphonaptera, Pulicidae. Gene Ontology annotation, molecular function: protein binding; DNA-dependent protein kinase activity.
AUGGAUAUUCAAAAAACAUCAGAAAUUCAGAUGUUUAUGCGCACAACUAAGAAAAGUGAUAAAAUCGAGUACGCUGCUACAGUAAGGAAAUUGAUUAAAAAAUGGUUGAACAAUAUGGCAAAACCUUCAGACUCAUUAUUAAUUUGGGAAUCAAAGCUUGCAUACCGACUAAUGUUUUCUAAUCAUAUCAAGAAGCAGUUGGCAACUCUACCUCAAGAUUUUGCUUUUAUCAAUGAAGAACUUGAUAAUUGUAAGAUUAAAAUGGAAUUGUCAUUUCUUGAUGCUGCCAUAAAGCAAAAGAACUUAGGUUUGUCUAGGAUAUAUAUCAGAAAACUUAAAGAUUUGGGGAAGCAUGAGGAUCCGGAAAAAAAUUAUAGAUGGAGGAUAUCUAGAUGUCAACAAAUUUUCUUACAAGGAAUUCUUGAAACCGAUAUUGACAAAAAAGUUCAGGACUGCCAUAGAUCUUGGGAUAUGUUAGAGUCUCUGAAGGAAAUAGAUAAUUUGAAGUAUUAUCCAAAUCUUUAUAUUGAUGUACAUCAUAGUAUCGUCGAUGUUACUAAAUUGUUUAAACAUCUAAUUUUUGAAAAUGCGAACAUCCUAGAAAACUACCCGUCUUUAGAGAAUUUCAUAUUAAAACACGGCCAGGAAAGAGGAUUGAGCCAUUCGAAAACAUUAGAUAUUUUUGGUUUUAAAUGUUUACAAAAAUCUAUCAAGUAUGCUGAAGCUGCUCAUGCAAAUAAUGAUAUAAAUAUAGAAAUAAGCACUGUAACAAAUUGCUACAAAAAAAUGAUACAAUUUAAUAUGCAUAAUUUAAAAUAUGCUGAAGAUGAUUUGAAAAGUGUAUACAUUUUAUCAAUGAUAAAAAGUAUUUUAAAAGCUAUGGCCUUAGGAUCAGUUGAAGCAAAGCAACUUUUUCCUGUUUUACUGGAAUAUGAUGAAAUUAGUGCUGACAUGAAAGAUGUGUUUUUAGAAUUGUCGGCCCAAGUUCCAGAAUGGAUGUUCAUACAAUGGGCUCCACAACUUUUAGCACAGUUGACAAGUAAUCGGUCAGAGACUAUAGGGCCAAUUGUUAUCAGAGUCGCAGAAUCGUAUCCCGACGCACUGCAUUAUCCUUUCAGGCUUAGUAUUCUUAAUUACAAAUGCCUAGCCGGCAGUUAUGCUGAAUAUUGUGUUGCUAAGUUAAAACAAGUAUUGAUGAAAAAUUCUUUGAUAGAUAGAUUCAUUGAAGCUAUUUCUUGUAUAUGUCUGCCAGAAAUAUUAUUAAUAAAUGCCUUAGGAAAAUUAACAGAUAAAAAUUAUACUGAUAUGGAGAAUUUAAAACGCAUGCUAUUUCAACAAAACUUACAUCCGUUGAGAGGAAAAGCAUUUGAGGCAAUGACCAAAUUUGAGAAUUUGUUUAGUACUUAUAUGGAAAAACCGUCUCCGGAAUUGUUAAUGGAAAUUAAAAUGUUGUUGAAAUCGCUCUCUAAUCAUCGUCCGAAAACCUUGCGGGACUUGUGCCCUUGGCUUGCCGAUUUCACACCUCAAGAUAGUGUCGCACUUGAAUUACCAGGACAAUAUCAGGGACACAAAAAACCUUUGCCACACUAUCAUGCAAAAAUUGCCCGAUUUGACCAAAGAGUUCUUAAAUGUACAUUGAUUAUUAAUUAUUUUUUAAUUUGGUGGUUACAACUGAUAACAGUACUACUUUCUCAAAGAUUGCCAGUUAAAAUAGGAAUUUAUAGUAGCGAUGGUAAAGAACAUGUUUAUUUAAUAAAAUAUGGUGAAGACUUGCGCUUGGAUCAAAGAAUUCAGCAAAUUUUCUCACUGAUGAACGAGCAGCUUAGUCUUAAUACUGAAUGUAAUUUCCGGCGUCUUUCAAUUGUUACCUACAAUGUUACUCCGCUUACGUUAAAUUUAGGUAUGAUUCAAUGGAUACCGAAAACGAAGACAUUGCGCGAUAUGAUGUUUUUAAAAGAACCAGGUAUUAAAAACAGAGUUGAAGAAGUACGGUCUUCGUAUAACAAAUGGAUCAGACAGGCUUCAAAAACGGAUCCUACAUCAUUUGUCGCAUUGUAUGGAAACGCUGUGGUCCACUAUCACAGAGACGCUGUGAUUUCAAAAUAUCAGGAAUUAGUUAAUAGGAUACCAGAAGAUAUACUAAAAGACUCUUUUAAAGAAAUGAGUGCCAACGCUGAAAGUUUUUUCACUUUGAGGCAUAAUUUCGCAACGAGUUACGGUACUAUGUGCAUUGCCCAUUGGCUAUUAGGCAUCGGUGAUCGCCAUUUAUCAAAUUGUUUAAUAAAUAUAAAUUCUGGAUUUGCGGUCGGAAUUGAUUUUAAUUGUGCUUUUGGUUCUGGGGUAAUGACAUUGCCGAUUCCUGAAUUAUUGCCAAUCAGGCUGACACCUCAUAUUAUGAAUCUUAUGGAACCUACAGCUGCAUUUGGUCUUAUCCCAAGAGUUAUGGUGCAUGCUCUUACUGCUUUAAGGGAUGCAAGAUCAAUUUUAUAUGCCACAAUGAAUAUUUUUAUGCAUGAGCCAUUAAUUAAUUGGUUGGAACCUAUAAAAAUGUAUGGAGUGCGAUCCGAGGAUAAUGAAGCUUUAAAUUAUACUGAUAGUAGUAUAAGUUCAGUGGAAAAUGAGCAAACAAUGGCGCAUUUGAAAUUGCGCAUGGCGCGUCUCAAACUCCAAGGUUCUAAUCCUGUCCAUAUUCUACAAGACGAGUUGAAACAUUCUUUUGUUUCUACUAUCAAUGAAAUUUACGUAAAUCAUUAUAUUGAAAAAGGAAUGGGAGUGGAACAACAUAAUAUACGUCGCAGAUUAAAAAUGAAAGAUUUAACUGCUAAAGAACAGGUGGAUUGUUUGAUAGAUUUAGCAACCGAUCGUAGUAUUCUUGGUUGUACUUGGCAUGGUUGGGAUCCCUGGAUGUAAAAACGAUCUGCAUUG